GCUUCUGCAUCGGACGAAGCCUCACACUUCAUUUCGAUCAAAGCGUCGAACCUGCAGCGUCGUGUCGAUACGGAUAUGCAGGUGUCAGCGGUGCUCGCGUUCCUGGCCGUGGCGGUCAUGACCGUCCGCGCCGACAGCUUCAGCGCCGAGGACCAGGCAAUCUGGAUUGACCGGCACAACUACUUCCGCACCACAGGUCUGCCAUGGUCGGCGGGGGACAUGCGUCGCAUCGGAUGGAGCUCCGACCUGGCCACAAGUGCCGCCACCACAGCCUCCAAGUGCUCGGCCACUUCAGCAGCAGGUGUCAAUGCGUACCAGUCUUCAUCGGCCAACUCGUCGUCCAUUAUCGACGAGGCCAUUCAACAAUGGGUCGUGGAGACGUCCAUGUCUACGCUUAAGACGUUGAGCCAACCGGGCGCUUCCGGCAUAGACGUAGGAACAGGCACGUAUAACGCAUACUCACAGAUUCUAUGGGCCGCGACCACUAGCGUCGGAUGCGCAACGGCUAGUUGCUCCGGUGGCGACUUCGUGGUGUGUGAAUACUCGCCGGCAGGUAAUGAUGGGUCGUCACCUUGGUAUGUCCACGCCGACACGGCCUCGGAUUGCCCAUCCGGCACAACAGCGGCACAGGGACUGUGUAUCGUCGAGAGAGACGCGGCCAACAACCAGAUCGCCCCAAUUCCGGCGGGCAAAUUGACUUACGAGGUGUAUCCGGCCUAUGUGGCUAACAUUCAGACAGUGCUGAUUGAGGCAGCACGUGCUUUGGCUAAUGGUUCGGGUACGCAGUCGACGCAACAGACAGCAACAAACUCGACGGAGCAGACGGACACUGCGCCCACCGCGCCGGCAGCAACGCCGGCUGCGCCUACUACGCAGUCUUCGGGAGAUUCUUCGUUUGCGGAGGACAGCAGUGCUGCUACUAAGACCGGCACCUCGACUGAGGGCAGCAGUGCUGCUACCAAGACCGGCACGUCGACAGAGGACAGUGCUGCUACCAAGACCGGCACGUCCAAGACGCCCACGUCGUCGACAUCAUCAGACUCGAGCUCAAGCUCCGAGCCCUCUUCCCCUGUCACUGAAGCCGGACAGGGGUCGGAGAAGAGCAUCACAUCGUCAAGUUCGAGCUCGAAUUCCUCUUCUACCGGCACAAAGUCAGGCAAGACAAGUCAAGAUUCAACGAAGGACUCAUCAACACAACAAACGACCGAUUCAAACGCGGACGAGUCGGCUCCCGGCACGGUAAAGGCGAGCUCCGACACCGGGUCAACCUUUACGAACCAGGCCUCGUCGAAGACGACGGAAUCGUCGACGGAACAGACGUCACCCAGUACACCCAGUACACCCAGUUCGCCAGCCACCAAUCCACCCAGCGCGGCUACUACCGAAAAGACUGCUGGUUCGGCUGAUGCUUCAAGUAUUAACAACCAGUCGGUCGCAUCUUCCGGCGGAGGUAUCUCUGCCGCCGGCUUGGCCGGUAUGAUCGUACUCGCGAUUGUCGCCGUGGCUGCGUUCGGUGUGAUCAUGAGCUACAAGAGAAACCAGAAGCGGCAACGCGAGAUCAUGCGCGACGGCGGCAUCCGGAUCAUUUAA
Phytophthora infestans T30-4 is the source of this 1590-nucleotide messenger RNA. RefSeq names its product SCP-like extracellular protein, putative. NCBI's taxonomy places the organism in Eukaryota, Oomycota, Peronosporomycetes, Peronosporales, Peronosporaceae. The transcript has a single exon. The coding region runs from base 76 to 1590 and encodes 504 amino acids. The record is from RefSeq and is a predicted model, not a curated record.